Molecule: messenger RNA, 1473 nt
Organism: Cryptomeria japonica (Japanese cedar)
Lineage: Eukaryota; Viridiplantae; Streptophyta; Pinopsida; Cupressales; Cupressaceae
Product: disease resistance protein RPV1-like
Exons: 3
Coding region: 1-1473 (490 amino acids)
Biological process (GO): defense response; signal transduction
Molecular function (GO): ADP binding
Source: RefSeq, a predicted model, not a curated record
AUGGCAUCUUUUUCUUCAUCUUUUCCCCGGGAAAUAGUGGAAUAUGGUGGUUUGAGUAAGAUUAAGGCUUACUCCAGAGGGAAGAGAUCGGGUUGUGCCUCAAGAUUGUAUGAUGUAUUCAUCAAUCACAGGGGCCCUCAUUGCAAACAUACUCUGGCUCUUCAACUUUGCAGUUCAAUCGAGAAAAUUGGUUUCCGGCCAUUUCUUGACUCUCAGGAGAUAGAAUUGGGAGACUCAAUUCCCACCACUCUUGAAAAUGCCAUAUGCUCUGCAUUAGUUCACAUUGCUAUCUUUUCUCGGGGGUAUGCAAAGUCGGCUUGGUGUUUAGCUGAGCUUGUUCUCAUGCUCCAAUCUGGGGUAAAUAUUAUCCCUGUGUUUUAUGAUGUGACUCCUUCUGAUCUCCGCUACAUCGAAAAGGGUGUGUAUGCAGAAGCAUUUGCCAUGUAUAAAGAGAAAGGCAGAUACCUCAACCAGCUCGAGGAGUGGAAAAAAGUUCUCCACUCUGUUUCAUUGAUUUCUGGCUAUGAAUGCAACACGCUUAAUAAUGAUCGUGAUAAGGUAUGUAAAAUCAUCACGUCUGCUGUGGUGAAAGAGGUUAAAAGGAUAUCUCCUUUAGAUGUUGCAAAACAUUCAGUGGGAUUGGAUGAAAUUGUGGAUGAUUUUGAAAGCAAGUGUGGGAGGGACAAGGACAAGACGAUUUUCCAGAUCAUUGGGAUCUUUGGAAAAGAGUAUGAUGGAUCUAGUUUUGUGUUUGAUGUCAGAGAAGCGGCUGCACAGGGUGAAUUGCCUUGGUUGCAAACUAAGCUCCUCAAGGAUCUUUUCAUGGAGGACCGCCCCAAGUUUCAGAAUACAGAUGAAGGAAUAAAUUAUAUCAGGUCUCGUCUAGAAAAGGCCCCCUUUUCCCGUUUCCUUAUAGUUGUAGACGAUAUUGAUCAAAUAAGCCAGUUAGAUGCUCUACUAGUGAUAGAUAGGCUGAACCCUGAUAGUUUGGUGAUUGUCACCACCCGUAAUGAAGAAAUGCUCGUUCAGGCCUCUAUUGCUCUUAGAUACAGGAUGAAAGAAAUGAAUGAGAAGUACAGUAGAGAACUCUUCUGUUGGCAUGCAUUCCAACAACCCUAUCCAUCCAGGGAAUUUAAGGAUUUGGUAGAGAGCUUCGUGAAAAAGUGUGGAGGUUUGCCUCUAUCUCUUCUAGUGUUGGGCGGCCUUGUUUCUGGUAACACAGACCUAAGUUAUUGGCAGGUCCAAUUACAUAAUAUUUCUAAAACGCCUGGAGACAUAAGACAAACGCUUAAAAUAAGCUAUGAUUCACUGGACAGAGAGGAAAAGGAAAUUUUUAUGGAUGUUGCAUGUUUCUUUAUUGGAAAACUGAAAAGCAUAGCUAUCAGAGUAUGGGAGGGAUCAGGAUGGAGAGCAGAGCAUGCACUUCAGACUUUAAAGAUAAGUGCCUUGUUUUUGAAGUUGAAGCUGAAAUGA